Brassica oleracea var. oleracea is the source of this 2616-nucleotide messenger RNA. RefSeq lists its product as uncharacterized. The transcript is spliced from 4 exons. NCBI's taxonomy places the organism in Eukaryota, Viridiplantae, Streptophyta, Magnoliopsida, Brassicales, Brassicaceae. The coding region runs from base 1 to 2616 and encodes 871 amino acids. The record is from RefSeq and is a predicted model, not a curated record.
AUGCAUAUUGAAGUUGAUACCUCUGGAGUUGAUGACAUGAAUCUAGCAAUGCAGGAGGCUGAUCUCUUUGAAGCUCAAGGAAAAGGGCUUUCUUUCACUUGGUGGAACAACCAAGAGUUAACUCAUAUUUCCAAGAAGAUAGAUCAUGCAUUGAUCAAUCAAAGUUGGGCUACAAAAUUCCCUGAAGGUUACGCCGAGUUCUUGGAACCACACCAGUCUGAUCACGCCCCCUGCCUCUUUCACCUUCCCUCUGCGCGAAGAAGAGUUCCAAAACCUUUUAAGUUCUAUAAUCACAUCUUGGAUCACCCGCAAUUCGAGGAAACUCUCCAACGACAGUUAUUAACAAAUCCAAACAUUCAGACAGUUGUCCAGGAGCAUGAAGCUAGAGCAAAAUGGCAGACCUUGGCCAAGGCUGAGGAAAAAUUUUAUCACCAGAGAUCCCGAGUUAAAUGGUAUGAUUUAGGAGACAGGAACACAACUUUUUACCACAAGACUGUUGAUCAGCGUGCUACUCAGAAUCAUAUUCACUUCUUAACAGCCAGUGAUGGAAGCUUGGUGAAUGGUAUUGACGCUAUAAAAGCUCAUGCGGCGGAUUAUUUCUCUGGGAUUCUUGGAUCUUCAGACAUGGCGGUAUCACCUUGCACCACUCCCGAGCUACAAGACUUGCUCCCCUUCAGAUGUUCGAAUACUCAGAUACAAGCUUUGGAAACGCCAGUACUGGAUGAUGAAAUAACCAGAACAUUAUUCUCUCUGCCUAAAGAUAAGUGUUCAGGGCCUGAUGGAUAUAAUGUGGAAUUUAUGCGAGCUUCUUGGAGUAUUGUUGGGAAAGAUGUUUGUGAACCGAUUAAGGAAUUCUUUCGGAAUGGCAGGCUACUCAAGGAUCUAAACUGUACAGCCAUUGUUCUUAUCCCCAAGAACCUUGAAGCCAGUGCACUUGGAGACUAUCGCCCAAUAAGCUGCUGUAAUAUGGUUUAUAAGCUUAUUUCCAAGAUCAUCGCGAACCGAAUAAAGCCUAUACUGAAAGAAUGUAUAAGCAAAAAUCAGGCAGCAUUUCUUAAAGGGCGCAGUCUUGGAGAGAACGUUCUGCUUGCUUCGGAUUUAAUCAUGGAUUAUGAAAAAGCGGCAUGUCCUAGGAGUUCUAUGCUCAAAGUCGAUAUCAGAAAGGCCAUCGAUACAGUCUCUUGGGAUUUCUUAAGCAAGGUUCUUGAAGCGCAAGUUUUCCUCCACUCAGUCAAUGGAGAGCUAGCUGGGUUCUUCUCUAGUAAGAAAGGGCUAAGGAAAGGUGAUUCAAUAUCACUGUACCUCUUUAUCAUGGCGAUGGAGGUGUUAUCUAAACUCCUGGAGAAAGCAGUGGGUCAGGGAGCUAUCAAAGUCCAUCCAAAGUGCGCAGAACCUCUAAUAUCUCAUAUGUUAUUCGCUGAUGAUCUCUUGGUUUUCAGCGAUGGCUCAAGACAUUCUUUAUCGGCUUUUCUUUGGAAUAAUAAAGCUGCAACGGCAAGGGGAGCUAGAGUGGCUUGGAAAGAUAUAUGCAAGCCUAAAAAAGAGGGUGGUCUAUGCAUAAGACUAUUGGAGGAGUUCGAAAUGGUUUUUAGACUUAAGCAUGUAUGGAACUAUUUUACAAACCCUGACCCUUUGUGGGUGGACUGGCUUAAGGUACAUGUGUUUCACAGGAAACCUUUUUGGAUGAUGGAAGAUAAUCCCCGACUCUCAAAGGCGGUUCAGAGUAUGGUGCAGAUGAAGGACCAACUUGUUGACUUCCUGAGAUGUCAGAUUGGAAAUGGAAAGUCAGCAAUGUUUUGGUUCGACUCAUGGAAUUCGUUAGGCCCCUUGAUUGAGUUUUUCGGAGCUUCUGGGCCGAGACAAUUAAGAAUCAGACUGUCAGCCUCUGUGGCUGAUGCAACAGCAAAUGGAGUCUGGAAUUUGCCUUCAGCAAGAUCAGAACAGAGCGUAUCACUGCAGGCAUUAUUGACAAUGAUCCCAACUCCGACUGCAUCUCUGGAUCGCGACCAAUAUCUCUGGGUCCAAGUAGAUGGGAACUUUGGUUCUGUUUUCUCAUCAAAGGUAACUUGGGAGCGUGUUAGGACUUCCUCUCCAAUACGACCUUGGUACAAAACAAUCUGGUUUAAGGAGCACAUCCCCAUAAACUUUUUCAUCUCAUGGUUAGCGUUACUACGACGCCUCCCGACGCGAGACAGACUCCGGCGAUGGGGCUUAAACGUCCCUGAUACAUGUGUUCUGUGUCAAGUUGCGGUGGAGACACAUCAUCACCUCUUCUUUGAGUGUGGAUUUUCAGAGACUAUAUGGGCUUACUUUGCAGCAAAGGUCUGGCCGAACCCGCCUCUGGACUUGCAUUCAGCGGCUGCGUGGAUCAACAUGGCUAGGAACAACUUUUCACCGCAAGCUCGGUGCAUAAUCAAGCUCGUGUUUCAGUCCUCCAUAUACCUAAUAUGGAAGGAAAGAAAUUUGAGGAUAUUCACUUCCACCUCCUCCACCACUAACACUGUUCAUUCUGCUGUGGACAGGAAAAUAAGAGACCAACUGCUCUCCAUCCAGCCAUCUCCUCGCAUCCAGCCUUCUUUCCUCCAGUUCUUCUUCGCUUGUACCAGACCACUGUGA